AUGGCAGAUAGAAAAGUGAGUAAAGGAAAGAAUAUAAGAGAGAGAUCUCAUCAGGGCUUGGUCUGAGGAGUAAAGAGGAAGACAAUUGGAGUACAGAAGGCAUCAGAAAACAAGAUAAACAACAAAACAAAUAUUCUCAUCCCAAAUUAUGCAGGGGUUAAAUUUGGAACUCUCGAUUUUUCAACUAGGGUGAAACAGAGGAGGAAGAAGUUCUCUGAAAAAUCUAAGGAGGCUAAAGCAUCUAAUCGGAAAGGAUAUUAUGCUAAAAUUUCUAACAACAAAUCUCAAAAUUCACCAGUUCUUACAAGAUAUCGUACAAACUCUGGAAGUAGUAAUUUGAAGAACUCUGGGAGAUCCUUGCUUAAGAAUAGUAAAGGAUUAUCAAGAGCAGUUUCAUCAGGAAAUUUUGCUUAUAAAAAGAAGCAAAUCUCUUUGUCUAAGAAAAAGAGUAGCAAUCAAAGAUUUAUGAAAUCAAUCGCUCAUUUUAAGAAUCUGAAAGCAUCUUCUCAGAAGCGCAAGAGUAAAAAUAACAUUGCUAAUCAUAAGUCCAUCGGGUUGGAGCAUGUCACCACUAGCAAAACCUCGUCAGAAUUAGCAACUAAGAAGGUGAAUAGGAAUCGAACUGAUUUCUCUAUACUUCCUACAUUAAAUCUUUCAGGGAUGCACAACCAGCUCAGCACUGUUCCUGUCUCUCUAGUUGACUCAGAGUCGACCAGAGGAGCUAUUAAGGGAUCUGUGACUACUAAGAAUAGGUCUAAGUUGUAUAAACUUGAUCUAGUAAGACACAGUGCAGAUGCUCAAAAUCCAAACCAUAAUCAUUUGGUGACUGUUAAGUCCACAGCUGUGUGAACAGAAAAUCAAGUUGAGAGUAAUUCCAAUGAAAGAAAUUCUAAGCUAAGAGAGCAGCUGAAAAAAACUAGGAAUUAUGUUAGUAUAAAUCAAAGUCAAGCACCUGGGUCGACUAACGAGGUGAAGAAUAUUACAUGUGGCAGUUGAGAGAGUAGUGACUUUAAGUGAGAAAUUGAGAGAUCAGUAGAGUCAGGAACUCAAGAGGAAAUUAAAUAUUUAGACUUCGAACACAAUGAAAAUGGACUACUUCAUCAUGAACAUUCUCAUCACAAUAUUUUUAGCCUUUUGAAUAAAUCUGGAGUUAGCUCGGCUCAAAUUUUAGCAUUCCUCAAGCAAUAUGAUGAUGAAGAAUUGAAAAAUAUAAUCAAACUUCAAAACAAGUUGGACAGAGGCUGGACUCUACUUCACUAUAUUUCCCAACUAGGAUUCGUGUUGCUUAUGAACUACAUACUAGAUAGAGCCCCUUCCACAGACCUGAACAAAAUAUCACAUGAAGGGCAAACUCCUUUACAUGUUGCUAUAGAAUCUCUUAACUUUAGCAUGAUAAAAUUCCUUUUGUCAAAUAAUGCUUCCAUUAACACCAGAGAUCAUAAAGGGAAAACCCCUUAUGACCUGCUAGUUGAACGCAAGCUAUCUUACUUGGUCAAGCAACAGGAAUCCGAAACUUCUGCUGAGGAACCUCCGAAGAAGCUUAAGACUGUGAAUAUUAGUGUGCAUAAAGUUCAGGAAAAGAACUUGGAAGGAAUUUUUAAAGGACUUCGUAAAUAUUUUAACACUAAGUUACCUCCAAAAUGAGAUGAAAACUGGUCUGUUCUAGAGCCACCCUCUUCUGAAGCUUCUUCUACAUCAGGGUUUGAAGAGUCUCAACAGGAGGAAUUCAAGUUCCAGUCGAAUCAAUCUGAGGAGGAUGAGAGUGAAGGCAUUAAGCAAGCUGAAAUAGUUCCUUGAACAAAAGUGGAUGUUCCUGUCCCUAAAAGAAAACAAAUAAAUCUUCAAGAAACCUGCAAAGAUAAGGCUCAAAAAGUUGGACCAAAAAGUUUCUCUGUCAUAAAGCUCUUAGGCACUGGGAGUUUUGGAGAAGUAUAUCUGGUGGAAAAAUAGAACCUCUGGCAAACUUUAUGCUAUGAAGAUACUUAAAUAAGGAUAGAAUUAUUGGAAAGAAUCUUACAAGAUAUGCACUCACUGAGAGAAACGUAAUGAGCAUAUCAAAUCAUCCCUUUAUUGUCAGCCUACAGUAUGCCUUCCAGACAGAAGAUAGGCUAUUCCUCGUCAUGGACUACUGUCCUGGAGGAGACCUUGGUGAUUAUCUAGAGGCAGAGGAAUAUUUCAGCGAAGAUAGAGCAAGGCUCUAUCUGGCUGAAAUAGUCCUUGCACUUGAAGAUCUCCAUUCCAGAGGCAUCAUCUUCAGGGACCUUAAGCCAGAGAACAUAGUCCUCGAUGGACUAGGCCACUGAAAGCUGACAGACUUUGGUCUCUCCAAAGAAGGACUGAUUGAGAAGGAAGAAAUCGCCAAAAGUUUCUGAGGAUCUUAUGCUUAUCUAGCUCCAGAGAUGAUCAAUAAAACUGGUCAUGGCAAGAAUGUUGACUGGUACUUACUUGGAGUUUUACUGUAUGAAAUGCUAGAAGGGAUUCCUCCCUUCUAUGAUCAUGAUAAAGAUACAUUGUUUAAAAAUAUCCUUGAGAAUCCUGUGGAGUUAGGAGAAGAGCUUUCAAAAGAAGCUCAGGAUUUGAUUCUUAGAUUGCUCCAAAAAGAUCCUGAAAAGAGAUUAGGGAAUACAAAUGGAGCAAGUGAUAUCAAAGAACAUCCCUGGUUCUCAUGCUUGAAUUGGAAAGAUGUUGCUAAAAGGCGCACCUACCCACUAUUUCCUGUAAGAAUUAUUAUUAAACUCUAGUAUUUGUACAAGUCAAAGGAGGAGCAUUUAGCCAAUCUAGAUUUUACUAACAUUAGAGCUGUCAGACAAUAUAACAACUAUUUUCACAACACAGAAGAUCGUAAGUGCUUUGCGAUAACUUUGGUAGGAGCAGAAAAGUCACAGAGGUACCAUGUUCAAGACUGGUCUUUUUGGAAGGCUUCUCAUAUCUAAUCUGAGCUUUUAUUAACCAAUUUCAAU
Moneuplotes crassus is the source of this 2960-nucleotide messenger RNA. NCBI's taxonomy places the organism in Eukaryota, Ciliophora, Spirotrichea, Euplotida, Euplotidae. The record is from the annotation of a GenBank genome assembly.